AAUCAAAAUUAAUAAGCAAACAAAAAGAUCAAUUCUUCAAUCUACUGUUCUUUGAUUCUUGUAUAAAUUCCAAUCAAAUUUUCCUCACCUAAUUUCCUUUUUCUAAGUAGGAGAAAAAACAAGUCGAUUAUUCAAUCGUUCUCUGUUUUACUCCCCACUUCAUCAAUGGCUUCAUUGCGUACAAUUUCAGCUCAAUCUCUUCCUCCUCUUACAAAACCAAACAAACCCACAAAAACCCAGAAAUUACCGUCACUUUUAUCGCUACCCACCACUUCCCGGCGCUCCUCCGUCGUCCGCGCCGCCGUUACAGGUGAUGUGUCGGCGGUGGAAACCUCCGUGGUUGUUGGGCAGUUGACGUUGGAGGGUCUUGAUGGCGGCGGCGGCGGUGAGAGUGGUAAUGGCGGUGGUGGUGAAGGAAAUGGUGGUGGUCAAGAUUUGAAUAAGUUGAUUGAUAGGAUUAUUAAUGCGACUAUUGUUCUUGCUGCUGGUACUUAUGCUGUUACCAAAUUGGUCACUAUUGAUCAUGAUUAUUGGCAUGGAUGGACGGUUUAUGAGAUUCUGAGAUAUGCUCCACAACACAACUGGAUUGCUUAUGAAGCAAUUCUGAAAACGAACCCUGUACUUGCAAAAAUGGUGAUUAGUGGAGUAGUGUACUCGAUAGGUGAUUGGAUAGCACAGUGCUAUGAAGGCAAACCUCUUUUUGACUUUGAUCGUGCUCGCAUGGUUAGAUCUGGACUUGUAGGAUUCGCUUUUCAUGGUUCUCUUUCCCACUAUUAUUACGAAAUAUGUGAGGCGGUAUUCCCUGUCCGUGAUUGGUGGGCUAUUCCUGUGAAAGCUGCCUUCGAUCAAACUGUUUGGACAGGAAUUUGGAAUACCAUUUAUCUUGUGAGUUUGGGGUUGAUGCGAUUGGAAUCACCGGCUAAUAUUUAUAAGGAACUGAAGGCAACAUUCUGGCCCCUGCUUACUACAGGAUGGAAACUUUGGCCUUUCGCACACAUUGUGACUUAUGGUGUUAUUCCUGUGGAACAAAGAUUGCUUUGGGUUGAUUGUGUGGAGCUUAUAUGGGUGACAAUACUUUCAACAUAUAUAAAUGAUAGCAAAGAAGCAAGAAUCGCAGAGGAAUCUGUUGAAGCCACAAUUUCAAGUCCUUCAGAGGAGUGAUGAAGAAGUUGACACUCUGUAGGACAAUUGUAUGUGAAUUUUGCUCAAAACUAACUGUGCUAAGUGAUCCAAAUGAGAGCUGAUUGGUAUGUGGUGGACUGGUUGGUUUCGGCUUUUGGAAUUUGUAGCUUCACGCUCUCCAUAUCUGGUUGUAAAGGAUAAUAGUGGCUAUGCUGCCUCUAAGUAAGAUGUACAAAACUACGAAAGGAGCAUUAGCAGCAUCAUACAUUCACACUUCUGUAUGUAUUAUUUUUUAUAUUCAACUCUAGAUAACUUAUUGUAUCUUUGAAUUUCUUGAGUUGAAAUCAUUGUAUAUUUGCAUAAUCUAUACAUAAUUACUUAUAAGAGCAUUAGCGUAUUCAUCUAAUCUUGUUGUCUAUUGUUUUAA
This is a messenger RNA of Chenopodium quinoa (quinoa), 1549 nucleotides long. RefSeq names its product peroxisomal membrane protein 2-like. The transcript is spliced from 7 exons. The record is from RefSeq and is a predicted model, not a curated record. The coding region runs from base 166 to 1161 and encodes 331 amino acids. Lineage: Eukaryota; Viridiplantae; Streptophyta; Magnoliopsida; Caryophyllales; Amaranthaceae. Gene Ontology annotation, cellular component: membrane; cytoplasm.